This is a messenger RNA of Vicia villosa (hairy vetch), 3333 nucleotides long. RefSeq lists its product as uncharacterized. The record is from RefSeq and is a predicted model, not a curated record. The transcript is spliced from 3 exons. The coding region runs from base 1 to 3333 and encodes 1110 amino acids. Lineage: Eukaryota; Viridiplantae; Streptophyta; Magnoliopsida; Fabales; Fabaceae.
AUGUUUCCUGGACGACGUGGGCUUAAACCACUUUUUAUGGAAGGAGUUGUCGCGUUUCUCUCGUUUGCGUUUGCUCAAGAAUGUUGUCGCAGGGAAGGAGGGGUAAGGUGUCCGUGUUUAAAGUGUGGUUGCAGAAAUAUUAUUAGUGACCCUAGUGAAGUGAAACGUCACUUGGAGAGAGUGGGUUUUAGGCCAAAUUACUGGGUUUGGACAUCUAAUGGGGAAACAAUGCAGGAGAUGAAUAUAGAGGCUUCUAGUAGUCAAACACAUAUAGAACCAGAUAUAAAUAGAGCUGAUUCAGGGAGUAGUUCAUCACAAAUGCAAUGCCAGGAGCAAUUUAAUUUUGUCGAGGAGAUGUUCACUGACGCAUUAGGGGUGAAUGUGGCGUAUGAUGAACCACAAGACAUAGAUGGAGAAGAGCUCCCGAAUGAGAAAGCUCAAAGGUUUUAUCAGUUGUUGAAAGAAAUAAAUAUACCAUUGUUUGAGGGGUCUUCUGACUCUAAGCUAUCAAUGUGUGUGAGACUUUUGGCUGCGAAGUCAAAUUGGAAUGUUCCUGAUCAGUGUUUAGAAUUCUUUGCGAAAAUGAUGUUGGACGCGACUCCUAUGAAAGAAAACAUGCCUAUAAGUUAUUAUGAUGCAAAGAGGGUGGUGUCGAAGUUGGGAUUAGAAUUUUGCGAGAGUCCGAGGUAUUUAGUUAGCAGUAAAGGAGUUGACCAAAGACAAAAUCGCAUUGCAGUGAAAUCUAUGUUCUAUCUACCAAUAAUACCUAGGUUGCAAAGAAUGUUUGCAUCAAUGCACAGUGCAAGCCAAAUGGCAUGGCACCAUACAAACAGAAUUAGUUCAGGCAUGAUGCGACAUCCAUCUGAUGGCGAGGCAUGGAAACACUUUGAUAGAGUUCAUCCUGAAUUUGCACUUGAACCUAGGAAUGUCCGACUUGGAUUAUGCUCAGAUGGUUUCACUCCUUAUAAUUUUUCAGGAAAUGCAUAUUCUUGUUGGCCAGUUAUUGUUACCCCGUACAAUCUCCCUCCUGAGAUGUGCAUGACGAAACCUUACAUGUUUUUGACAUGCAUCAUUCCGGGACCGUCGAGUCCAAAGGCAGGAAUCGAUGUUUAUUUGCAACCUUUAAUUGAUGAUCUCAAGAGGCUGUGGGUGGGAGCGUGGACUUAUGAUGUGUCUCGUAAACAAAAUUUUAAUAUGCGAGCGGCUUUGAUGUGGACAAUUAAUGACUUUCCUGCAUAUGGCAUGUUGUCUGGAUGGGGUACACAUGGUAAAAUGGGAUGUCCGCAUUGCAUGAAUCACACAAAAGCGUUUACUUUGGACUUUGGUAGGAAAAGUUCGUGGUUUGACUGUCAUCGUAGGUUCUUACCUACCAACCAUGAAUUUAGAAGGAAUAAAGAUGCUUUUAGAAAAGGAAUAAAAGUAAAAGAUCUACCUCCCCCUCGAUUGUCAUCGACUCAAGUAUGGAAUAAUGUUUGUGACCUACCAAAAUUCACAGACUAUGGUGAAACACGUAGAAUUAAAGGAUAUGGGGUUGACCAUAAUUGGACAAAAAGAAGUAUCUUUUGGGACCUCCCAUAUUGGAAGGAUAAUUUGUUGCGUCAUAAUCUUGAUGUUAUGCAUAUUGAGAAGAACUUUUUUGAUAAUGUGCUUAACACGGUGAUGGAUAAUGAGAAGACAAAAGACAAUGAGAAGGCUAGGAAAGACAUGGAACUUUAUUGUAAUCGAAAAGAAUUGGAGUUGAAACCUCGACCAAACGGAAAAUUAUUAAAACCCAAGGCUUGUUACACUCUUACUCCCCAAGAAGCAAAAGCUGUAUGUCGGUGGUUAAAUGAAUUGAGGAUGCCUGAUGGUUAUUCUUCUAACCUGGCAAGAUGUGCUGACGCCAACACUGGUAAAUUGCAUGGAAUGAAAAGUCACGAUUGUCAUAUUUUCAUGGAACGAUUACUUCCAAUUGCAUUCAGUUCACUGCCCAAGAAUGUGCUUAAUCCACUUACUGAGAUCAGUCAAUUUUUUAAAGACAUUUGUGCUUCAACUUUAAGAGUAGACGACAUCAUUAAAUUGGACCGAAAUAUUCCUGUCAUUCUUUGCAAGUUGGAGCAAAUAUUCCCGCCAGGUUUCUUUGAUUCUAUGGAGCAUCUCCCUGUGCAUCUUGCUUAUGAAGCUUUUCUAGGUGGACCUGUUCAAUAUAGAUGGAUGUAUCCAUUUGAACGAUUCAUGGGUGAUUCAAAGCGAUCAGUAAAAAAUAAGGCACGAGUUGAGGGAUCAAUUUGUGCACAUUAUAUACAUCGCGAAACAUCACAUUUUUGCUCUCAUUAUUUCAAUCACAUGAUGUUGUCUCUAAGAAUCAUAAGGAACAAAGUUCACUUCAGUGAAAGAAGUCAAUUUACCUUAUCAGUUUUCGGUCGUCCAGGCCGUCCCGCAGGGAAGAAGAGUGAGCAUUGGCUUUCACAAAAAGAAAUGCAAUCUGCUCAUGUUCAUGUGCUGAUUAACUGUGUUGAAGUUAAACCAUAUCUUGAGGCAUUUGGUACCUACUAUUAUCAAAGCACAGGCGAACAACCAUCGACAGGUUACACACAUGCCUAUUUUCCAACAUGGUUUAAGCAACAAUUAUCAUGUAUUGUUACACUAAGUCCUGACUUAAUACAUUUGCGAAAUUUGUCUGAAGGCCCUAGUCAACGUGUAAAUGAAUGGCACACAUAUUUUGUAAACGGUUACAAAUUUCACACUGAGGAAUGGAGUGUAGGGAAGAAAACCGUAAACAGUGGUGUAGUCGUAAAAGGAGUUACAGAGGGUGGUGAGGACGACUUCUAUGGGGUUAUCACACAUAUUUACGAGUUGGUUUAUAAUUAUAUGGACUCGGAAAAUAAAGUUGUCUUAUUUUAUUGUGAUUGGUAUGAUCCAUCUUCUAGAGGAACAAAAAUUGAUAAAAAGUAUAACAUUGUUGAGAUUCGAAGAGAUAGAAAGUACAAAGAGUAUGACCCUUUCAUUAUGGCACAUAAUGUUAGGCAAGUUUAUUAUGUACCUUAUCCUUCAAUUACCCCACGGAAACGAGAAUGGUGUGUUGUAAUCAAAUCCAACCCAAUGGGUCACAUUGAAACUGAUGAGUUAAUGGAAGAUGUUGCAUACCAACAUGAUGAGAUUUCACCUGUUAAUGAGGUAAUUGAAACCGAGGAGAUUGUAAGUUUGUGUGAUACUGCAGUUGAUGGUCAACAAGUUGACGCAAGUAUCUUGUUGUCAACAAAUCCUAUGGAAGAAGAGCAUGAAGAGCUAGGAGAGUCUGAAGACAAUAAUAUCAGAUGCGAUGAAGACAACGAAGAUUAUGAUGAUGAAUAA